Molecule: messenger RNA, 516 nt
Organism: Durusdinium trenchii
Lineage: Eukaryota; Dinophyceae; Suessiales; Symbiodiniaceae
Source: the annotation of a GenBank genome assembly
AUGUUGGAUCUUGGUGCCAAGCUUGCUGGGAAGACGCUUCAAGAUGCUCUUCUUGAAGAAACCUUUGACUUUGAUGUCUUGAUCACAAAGCCCCAGAGUAUGCCGGCCAUCGCCAAGCUGGGGAAAGUCCUGGGCCCCAAGCGCUUGAUGCCAUCCCCGAAGAGCGGCACCGUGGUGACAGAUAUGGAAGCAGCCAUCGCGAAGUGGAAGCACGGAGGUACGACCGAGAUUCGCAACAACCCCGACAUGCAGAUCAACGUGUCUGCCGGGAGAAUCUUCCAGGGCAAAGAGAAGCUCGUGGAGAACAUCACCUCCUUGUUGCAGCAAAUGGCCGACAUGGCACCUAAGGGAGCUAAGAAGGUGGAGGACUACUGGCGGACGAUCCAUCUCUCUACCAACAAAAGCCCACAGUACAUGAUCGAUGACAGUGAGAAGCCCAGCCACGGCUUCAUCAAGCGCCUGGAAGGGGGUAUGGAUGAAAUCGCCAUCCGCAUGGGCAUCCUGGAGCCGCCGUAG